AUGGAUAGAUACAUAAUAACAGGAAAAAUUGGUGAAGGAGCACAAGGUGUAGUUUUAAAAGCACAUGAUGUAGAAACGGAAAAACAUGUUGCAUUAAAAAAAUUAUUUUUAAAGAAUAUUGAUAAUGGAAUAUCCACAUCCAUUAUUCGUGAGAUCAAAAUUUUGCAACAAUUAAAACAUGUUAACGUUGUAGAAUUAUUAGAUGCCUUUCCUGUUGGUUUAGAUUUUAUAAUGGUUUUUGAAUAUAUGCCUACAGGUUUAUGGGAGAUAAUAAAGGACAAUGAUAUAUCAUUGACUCCAGUUCAAGUAAAAACUUAUACAAAAAUGAUUUUGGAGGGUAUUGCAUACAUACACAGAAAAAAUAUAAUACAUAGGGAUUUAAAACCUGCAAACUUACUAAUUAAUGGGAAAGGUAUUUUAAAAAUUGCUGAUUUUGGUUUGGGGAGAUUAUUAUGGAAAAAUAUGGCAAAACCAUAUUCUCAUCAAAUUGCCACCAGAUGGUACAGAGCACCUGAAUUAUUAUAUGGUGCACGAUAUUAUACAUCAGCAAUUGAUAUGUGGUCUAUAGGUUGCAUUCUUGGAGAACUACUUAACAAGUCACCAUUAUUUCCAGGGGAAACAGAUAUAGAGCAGUUAGCAAUGGUUUUAAAAUAUUUAGGAUCACCUACAUCAGAAACUUGGCCAGAUUUAAGUAUAUUGCCUGAUUAUAAUAAGAUAACAUUUCCUUAUCAUAAAGGAAUAACAUGGGAAAGUAUCAUUGAAGACACUGAACCAGAAGCUGUUGACCUCAUUAGUAAAAUUCUUAUUUACAAUUCAACAAAACGUUUGACAGCUGAUGAAGCGUUACGUCAUAUAUAUUUUCAUGCCAAACCUUAUAUUUCUUUGAAAAAUUUGGUAAAACCACAAAAUAACCAUCGAAGUCAAAUAAAACAGAAAGAAAUUAAUACAAAUAUCCCAGUUACUUUAAUUUUUAAAAAUCUACUAACGAUUGUAUAA
This is a messenger RNA of Habropoda laboriosa, 996 nucleotides long. Its product is annotated as cyclin-dependent kinase 20-like. Gene Ontology annotation, biological process: protein phosphorylation. Gene Ontology annotation, molecular function: ATP binding; cyclin-dependent protein serine/threonine kinase activity. The record is from RefSeq and is a predicted model, not a curated record. The transcript is spliced from 5 exons. NCBI's taxonomy places the organism in Eukaryota, Metazoa, Arthropoda, Insecta, Hymenoptera, Apidae. Gene Ontology annotation, cellular component: nucleus. Bases 1 to 996 code for a protein of 331 amino acids.